UCCAAACUUUUGCGGAUCCACACCAUAAUUCCCUCACCAACUUCACUACUAUAAUGGAGUCGAAGCCUUGGAGACCUUUGACGGCAGGGCGGUGCUGUUCCGCGGAACACCAAGCAUUGUGCGGCAACUUCAGCCGGUGCCGGCCGUCGAGGUCGGAGUUUUCGAAGAACAUUGCGCCGUUGCCGUCGUUCCGGCGACUAUCGUUCUCGGAUCUGAGCAGAUCGUCGUCGACGCGGAUUAACGAGGAUCUGGCGCAGUCAUUUGGGCAGGACUUGUGCGAUUUUCAACUCAGUGAGCUGCGAGCCAUAACGCAGAAUUUCUCGAGCAAUUUUCUGCUGGGAGAAGGCGGGUUUGGUAAGGUGCAUAAAGGAUAUGUGGACGAGAAUAUGAGGGCCGGUUUGAAGGCUCAGCCUGUGGCUGUUAAGCUUCUCGACAUUGAAGGCCUUCAAGGUCACCGUGAAUGGCUCGCCGAAGUAAUAUUUUUGGGGCAGCUAAGGCACCCAAAUUUGGUAAGAUUGAUUGGGUAUUGUUGUGAAGAUGAAGAGCGGCUUCUGGUCUAUGAAUUCAUGCCUCGAGGCAGCUUAGAAAAUCAUCUGUUUAAGAGGCUGUCUCUAUCAUUGCCAUGGGGCACAAGAUUGAAGAUUGCAAUAGGAGCAGCAAAAGGGCUGGCUUUCUUGCAUGGUGCCGAGAAGCCUGUCAUCUACCGUGACUUCAAAACCUCCAAUAUCUUGCUGGAUUCUGACUUCAAUGCCAAAUUGUCGGAUUUUGGGCUUGCUCAUAUGGGACCGGAGGGAUCCAAGACUCAUGUCACCACUCAAGUAAUGGGCACUUAUGGAUAUGCCGCUCCUGAAUAUGUUAGUACAGGUCAUCUUACUACCAAAAGUGACAUAUAUAGCUUCGGGGUAGUUCUAUUGGAGCUUUUAACUGGAAGAAGGGCAACCGAAAAAACACGACCAAAAAACGAGCAAAACCUGGUGGAUUGGUCAAAGCCGUACUUGACAAGCAGCCGGCGGCUGCGAUGCAUAAUCGACCCAAGACUCGCCGGCCAAUACUCCGUCAAGGGAGCAAAGGAAAUGGCGCUCUUAGCAUUACAAUGCGUCAGCUCCAACGCAAAGGACAGACCCAAAAUGCCGGCCAUUAUUGAGACUCUGGAGAGCCUUCAACACCUACGCGAUAUGGCUGUCGCGUGUGGACAGUGGCCGCCGUCCCCGGCGUCGGCCAAAGGCGCCGUUUUUUCCCCCAAAGGGCACAAGGACAUGAACGGAAACCGCAGUUUCAAGAAGAACUCAUCCCUCGCCACAAAACCCAAAACCAAUUAAUUUAAGCCAUUUCCAAAUAAGUAUAUCUGUAAUUUGUGCAGAAUAUAUGUUGAGUGUAUAUGUAAAUAUAUAUGUGCAUGCAUGGUAUAAUACAUAUAAUUUGUGAUUGCCAGUA
Ipomoea triloba (trilobed morning glory) is the source of this 1434-nucleotide messenger RNA. RefSeq names its product probable serine/threonine-protein kinase PBL15. The coding region runs from base 54 to 1319 and encodes 421 amino acids. Lineage: Eukaryota; Viridiplantae; Streptophyta; Magnoliopsida; Solanales; Convolvulaceae. The record is from RefSeq and is a predicted model, not a curated record. Gene Ontology annotation, biological process: protein phosphorylation. The transcript is spliced from 5 exons. Gene Ontology annotation, molecular function: protein kinase activity; ATP binding.